UGAUGCCUAAUCCGUGCGCCGAAAUUUCCGGCGUGGACGCUAAGGAUAGAGGCUUGCGUGCGUCCAAAACCCGGGAAUAAGUGGCGCCAGCAGGGCCAAAUUUCCGAGCUGGGGUCUUCCGCCAGGAUUUGGAACUCUGGACCUCUUGGCACUUGGUGAAGCCGUCCAUCUUUGCACAGGGUCCCGGGCGCCUUAAAGGGCGCAGCCGGUUUCCGGGCCAAGGCGCUCUGGGGCAUGGCAAUGGCGGCAUUCCCGGGCUCUCAGGAACGGGAAGGUCUCCUUAUAGUGAAACUCGAGGAGGACUGCGCUUGGACGCAGGAGCUACCACCCCCUGACCCUGGGCCCAGCCCCGAGGCCUCUCAUCUGCGCUUUAGGAGGUUUCGCUUCCAAGAGGCCGCUGGUCCCCGGGAGGCCCUCUGCCGGCUCCAGGAGCUUUGCCAUGGGUGGCUACGGCCAGAGAUGCGUACCAAGGAGCAGAUCCUGGAACUACUAGUACUGGAGCAGUUCUUGACGAUUCUACCCCAAGAGAUCCAGAGCAGGGUUCAGGAACUCCAUCCCGAGAGCGGUGAAGAAGCAGUGAGCCUUGUGGAGGAUAUGCAGAGAGAACUUGGGAGACUCAGGCAACAGGUCACAAACCAAGGGCGGGGAACAGAAGUGCUUUUGGAGGAGCCUUUGCCUCUGGAAACAGCAGGAGAGUCACCGAGUUUCAAGCUGGAGCCUGUGGAGACUGAGCGAAGCCCUGGCCCCAGGCUGCAGGAGCUGCUAGGCCCCAGCCCCCAAAGGGACCCCCAGGCUGUAAAGGACAGGGCGUUAUCUGCUCCCUGGCUUUCUCUCUUUCCUCCUGAAGGGAAUAUGGAAGACAAGGAAAUGACUGGGUCCCAGUUGCCUGAGAGCUUAGAAGAUGUGGCAGUGUACAUCUCCCAGGAGGAGUGGGGGCAUCAGGAUCCUAGUAAGAGAACUUUCUCCAGGGACAUGGUGCAAGAGAGUUAUGAGACUGUGGACUCAUUGGAGCCUCACAUUCCCAGUCAGGAGGCCCUAAGCACCCAGGUGGAACAAGGAGAAAAGCCAUGGGAUCUCAAUGUCCAGGGCUGUAAGGAGGGCAUGAGCCCCAGAAGCCCAGCUCCAGGAAAAGAGAAGUAUGACAACCAAGAAGGAAAUGUUCAGUCUGUUUCCCCUGAGAACACUCACUCUCAGGUGCUGUUUCCUGGCCAGGCCAGAGGAGAGGUACCCUGGAGUCCUGAGCAGGGCCAGCCUCAUGACAGGGCAGAAGGGCACUGGGAACCUCCUCCAGAAGAUGAAAUGGAGCAGUCCUUAACAGGAGCCACGGGUUGCAGAGAACUGGGGCCACCAAAGGAACUGCAGCCAAAAAAACUUCAUUUAUGUCCCUUGUGUGGCAAAAAUUUCUCUAAUAACUCAAACCUAAUUAGACAUCAGAGAAUACAUGCAGCAGAAAGACUAUGUAUGGGUGUGGAGUGCAGUGAAAUCUUUGGUGGGCAUCCACAUUUUCUCUCACUACAUAAAGCACACCUGGGAGAGGAGGCCCAUAAGUGCCUAGAGUGUGGGAAAUGCUUCAGUCAAAAUACCCAUCUGACUCGCCAUCAGCGAACCCACACAGGUGAGAAGCCUUAUCAGUGCAAUGUAUGUGGAAAAAGCUUCUCUUGCAACUCCAACCUCCAUAGGCACCAAAGGACACACACUGGAGAAAAACCCUACAAGUGCUCUGAGUGUGGGGAGAUCUUUGCUCACAGCUCCAACCUUCUUAGACACCAGAGGAUCCACACAGGAGAGAGACCCUAUAAGUGUGCUGAAUGUGGGAAAAGUUUCUCUCGGAGUUCUCACCUUGUCAUUCAUGAAAGAACUCAUGAGAGAGAGAGACUUGACCCCUUCUCUGAGAAUGGGGAGGCCAUGAGUGAUGGUACUCCCUUUCUUCCAAGUCAGGGAACCCGCAGAGCAGAAAAGAAACUCUUUGAAUGUUCAACUUGUGGUAAAAGCUUCCGGCAGGGCAUGCAUCUUACUAGACACCAGAGAACGCACACAGGAGAGAAACCGUACAAAUGUACCCUUUGUGGAGAAAAUUUCUCUCAUAGAUCCAACUUAAUCCGGCACCAGAGAAUUCACACAGGAGAAAAACCCUAUACUUGUCAUGAGUGCGGAGACAGUUUCUCUCACAGCUCCAAUCGGAUUCGUCACCUGAGAACCCAUACUGGAGAGAGGCCUUAUAAAUGUUCUGAAUGUGGAGAAAGCUUCUCUCGAAGUUCACGCCUUAUGAGUCACCAGAGAACUCACACAGGUUAAAAAGUAAUGGGAUUUCUCUUUGCCCCAGGUUAGGUGGUAUAUAGAGUUAUCAUGAGCUAUCAUUCCUUGCCUAACCUUGCCAGAUGACCUCUGUUUUCCAAGAGGAAAUGAGGGCUCAUAUUGAGGGUCAUGCAGAGGCAGCAAAGGAAUGUUUUAAAACUAAAGAGUUGUUUGCAGUAGGAAGGUUCAAAAUGACCUGCUCAGGGACACUUUAGUCCAUCUUGUCCCAAGGUAUACCCACUUUCUUGGUAUGUUUAACCAGCAUGUAGUUUGGGUGCCUUAUUGUGUAAUAUUUAUCCCAACAACUUUGGGAAUUCACAUGAUCUUUUAGUCUUCAUAUGGAACUACAGAAGCAUUGAGGCUCCUCGGGUCCUUGAGACCAAAGAAAAGGGCCAAAUUUCCAGAGAAACUAGCCUGGAGGUCAACAAGACUGGUUGUAAGUUACAGCUCCGGCUGGGAAUCCAUGAGUGUCCAGGUCAGCCACAAUAACACCCCUCAGUGUCUGGCUCCUGGAGUGCCCAUUGGCAAACCACAUGAUGUGUGACCUCAGACAAAAAGAAAAUGAAGACCUAAGGGAAAUUUAAGGAAGAACUUUCAGGUGAGUCUAGAAAUUGGCAGUUGAAAUGAGUGUGUGAUCAGUCUACCCUUUGGAUAGACUGAGGCUUUUCUUCUGUAUUCAAAAAAUAACACAGCGCUCUAAGCCUUGUUCCCAGGUAGAGGGUUCCUUGAAAGACAGAUUCCCUAGGAAACACUGAAAAUGUGGAUUGUAGGGAAAUUAGGGAUUAUGUCUGUCCCUGUUGACAGUGUUUGGAUGAAAAUAAAUAUCUUCAGCAAACAAA
Molecule: messenger RNA, 3134 nt
Organism: Cavia porcellus (domestic guinea pig)
Lineage: Eukaryota; Metazoa; Chordata; Mammalia; Rodentia; Caviidae
Gene: Znf263
Product: zinc finger protein 263
Exons: 6
Coding region: 235-2295 (686 amino acids)
Biological process (GO): regulation of DNA-templated transcription
Source: RefSeq, a predicted model, not a curated record